CUCGCCAGUACGAUCCGGAGUGCGUUUAACGACUAUCAUCUUUGGUCUUAUAUUAUAAUAUUACAGUACUCUUCCGCGUCAGUAUAACAGCACGCGUAUUUCGAAAAUAUCUAAAUCAAAAUAAAAUAAUAACCAUACACGAUAUCAUAUAGGAUAAUUUGCCGGCGUUAAGAAUCAAAAAUAUAAUUAUGAAAUUAUUAUCCAACUACAUUAUGAUUUUGGCUUUACUAUUCAUUACAUUAAUAAGCUUGCUGACACUAAUGGUUAGCGGAAAUGAGACGACUAAAAACAAAGGUUAUGACAGCCAAUAUUACAUUGCGGCUGUCGUUGAGUACCACCCAAAUUUGGGUUCCAAUCCUUUGCAGUCAAUGCAGAACAAUUUACCAAUUUAUGAGGAUAUUAUUCACCAUGCUAGUCAAUAUGAUGUUGAUAUAUUGGUUUUCCCGGAAGCUGGUUUGACCGGAGUUACUUUACCUGAUGAUCGAAAACAAAUUAAAACAUUUUUAACAGAGAUUCCUUCCCCAGAAAGUAACACUAUUCCAUGUUUUACUGAAUAUUGCAGCACGGUGUUGAAUAAACURUCAUGUGCGGCUAGACUUCAUCAUAUGUAUGUGGUAGUAAAUCUACCAGAAGUAGAGUAUUGCAAAAGAGAAGAAGACUAUUCGUGUCCAGAAGAUUUAGCAAAUUUUUAUAACACAAACGUUGUGUUUAAUAGGGAAGGAAGAAUUGUAGCUAGGUAUAGAAAAUUUAAUUUAUUUGGAGAAUUAGGAUUCAAUCAUACGCACUCAUCAGAACUUUGUACGUUUGACACUGAUUUCGGAGUGCGAUUUGGAAUGUUUAUAUGCUUCGAUAUACUAUUUCAAGAUCCCGCAGCUCGGCUUAUUCGUGAAACAGGCGUUAAAGAUGUAAUAUUUUCAACGGCUUGGUUUUCAGAAAUUCCUCUGCUUACAGCUGAUUCAGUGCAAGCCGGCUGGGCAUAUACCAAUGACGUGAAUCUUAUAGCAGCUAGUUACAACGCUCCAUCGAUGGGUGGUGGAGGUAGUGGUAUUUAUGCUGGUCGGGACGGACCAUUAGUCAUGUUUAUGCCUGACCGACCUGGCACUCAAAUAAUACUGUCAAGAGUGUUGAAAAGAAAAUAUAACAACUGUGAUACUCAAUCAAAGAAAUGUUCGAUCGAUAGUAACUAUCAGACAUUUAUGUCGGAUAACCUAGUCUUGCCUUAUGGUAAAGAAAAUUCACCACCAAAUAAAAACCGGCCCAGUGACUUUAGAUUCUUCGUGGACAACAGCUUCAAGGACUUCCACGUGGUGACCAUGCGGUCCGCGGAUCCGGAAGCCGAACAACAUGACGACACGCUCUCCGCGUCGUUUCAGUACGAGCACGAUGGAUUCGAGUGCGCGAUGACGGUGCGCUGGCGGAACGAGAACAACAACGACACGACGGACUACAACAUGUUCGCGUACUCCGGUACUAGAACGUUCAGCGGCUUCGUGGACGCGCACAUCGAAACGUGCGGCCUGACCACGUACAAGCCGGGUGUAGCGGCCGCCGGCCACUACGGUGGUGCCAUCGUGUACUACGACCCUCCCAAGGAUCUGGUCACUAUCACSGGUAUCACGAUCGCCGCCCGGUCACCGGAUCUCGGCACGCUGCCAAUACCCAGCACGUUGGACACGAGUAGCUAUCCGCUGGCCCACGACUACUACACGUUCAGCAAGCGGACGGUGAUGAUCGGCAAGAGGAAAAUGUUAGAGAUCAACAUGGAGUUGUCCAAACCGGUCGCCAACCUGGUCACGUUCGGCAUAUACAAACUACCGAAACGCGUGCACCGUGGUUGAUACGAUACCACAGUCAUUAUUGCCUAUACUACCUACCUAUAAAAUUAUAGUAUAAUAAUAAGAUUAUAAUAUAAUAUUAUUUAUAUGUCGGCGCAGGCGCAU
Messenger RNA from Diuraphis noxia (Russian wheat aphid), 1940 nucleotides. Its product is annotated as vanin-like protein 1. Gene Ontology annotation, molecular function: hydrolase activity, acting on carbon-nitrogen (but not peptide) bonds, in linear amides. The record is from RefSeq and is a predicted model, not a curated record. Lineage: Eukaryota; Metazoa; Arthropoda; Insecta; Hemiptera; Aphididae.